Zerene cesonia (dogface butterfly) is the source of this 770-nucleotide messenger RNA. It is a transcript of the gene CPR56, whose product is annotated as cuticle protein 16.8-like. Lineage: Eukaryota; Metazoa; Arthropoda; Insecta; Lepidoptera; Pieridae. Gene Ontology annotation, cellular component: chitin-based extracellular matrix. The transcript has 5 exons. Gene Ontology annotation, molecular function: structural constituent of chitin-based larval cuticle. The record is from RefSeq and is a predicted model, not a curated record. The coding region runs from base 155 to 712 and encodes 185 amino acids.
CCAAAAAUCUUUCUAUACCGCCAAUAUUCGAUUGGUGCAUUACAAGACUGUCUCAUUCGUUCUAUCUCAUUCCAUUUACCAACUCAGACUAGUUUACCUUCACUUAGUGUGUGUUGUGAUUCUUAACGUGCUGUUCGCGGGUAUUCCUUCGAAUAUGCUACUAAACUUGCUGGUACUCACAGCCUGCGUGGCUCUGACCAGCUGCGACGUGUCCCACUUACUAGAGGAGACCACAACGUUACCCCCACCACCGAAGCCAUAUGCAUUCUCGUAUACUGCUGGUCGGUAUCCAGGGCACACAGAUCGGCAGCAUGCUGAAGUCAGCGAUGGAAGUGGAGUUGUGAGAGGUACCUUCUCCUACGUGGAUCCGCGCCAGAAGGUCCGGACUGUGGACUAUGUAGCGGACAGGGAGGGCUUCCACCCCGUAUUGAGCGACCCUCUCCCUGAACACCCCAGGGACUCGGAGUCUGUCGCUCAGGCUAAGGAUAAACACUUCGCACUGUAUGCCAAGAUUGCGGAGGACCACGCUCAACACCCGCAUCCUGAUGAAACGUCCUUCCCCCGGCAAUCCGAGGCUGUCGCAGCAGCGGCGGCAAAGCACGCCCAACUGUUCCGAGUGAUAGCGGAACAGCACGCCAGGAUCGCGGCGGAGCGGGAGGCGCUGCAACGGGAGGAGGAAGAAAAACAGCACUUACAGGACUUGUCGCAAUAAAUCAAGAAAUAAUCCCUCAAUGUCACUAUGAUAUGAUAUGUUAAAAAACACAAUCCAG